Drosophila albomicans is the source of this 3555-nucleotide messenger RNA. RefSeq lists its product as uncharacterized. Gene Ontology annotation, cellular component: axon; plasma membrane. Gene Ontology annotation, biological process: cell-cell adhesion; DNA integration; axon guidance. NCBI's taxonomy places the organism in Eukaryota, Metazoa, Arthropoda, Insecta, Diptera, Drosophilidae. Gene Ontology annotation, molecular function: nucleic acid binding. The transcript has 11 exons. The record is from RefSeq and is a predicted model, not a curated record.
AUGGCUUUCCAAAGGUUUGUUGGUCGAAGAGGAUGCCCGAGCCGAGUCCAUUGCGACAACGCGACGAACUUCGUCGGAGCAAGUCGCCAUCUGGAGGAGCUAAGGAGGCGAGUCGAGGCCGAGGAGAACGCAGUUCGCGACUUCGCAUCAAGAAGCGGAUGCGAAUUUGCGUUCAUACCGCCGAGGGCUCCUCACUUCGGAGGACUAUGGGAGGCAGGUGUGAAGUCUGCAAAGUACCUACUCCUACGCACGGUGGGCAACGCCCUGCUCACGGCCGAGGAGCUGCAGACAGUGGUCGUGGCGGUCGAGGCGGUGCUCAACUCCCGCCCGCUAGGAGCCGUGAGCCACGUCCCCAACGACGGCGAGGCGCUAACCCCAGGGCAUCUACUGGUGGACGGUCCACUGGUGGCACCGGCAGCAUCGCGGACCCCGGAACAGGAGGGUCUGAGUUGCUUAAGGCGAUGGCGAGCUGUCUCGUCGCUCAAGCGAGCGUUCUGGCAGCGAUGGUCCCGGGAGUAUGUGCUGGGCCUGCAGGCACGGGCCAAGUGGGACCGGUUGCAGCCAAAUCUGCAAAUCGAAGAGCUCGUCGUCGUCGCAGAAGACAACCAGCCGCCGAUGCAGUGGAUGGCCACAAUUGUGAUAACGGGCGAGGAGUUGCGUCUGCCGCAGGUGAUUGAUUUGCGUGUCGAUUACACGGAUCGUACACCGCCGUAUUUCCUGCUCCAACAGCCGGCCACACAGCUUGCCGCUCGUCCCGGCGAGACCGUUGUGCUCGAGUGUCCGGGCGUUGGUUCGCCGCGUCCCAGCGCCGUGUGGAGCAGCCCCAAUGUGCCCAACAUCUAUCACAAUCGAUCGCGUGUGCUUGCCUAUGGACUCCAAAUCACCGAUGUCCAGCCCCAAGAUCAGGGCUCGUAUGUGUGCCGCCUGGACAAUGGCAUUGCACCGGUGCUGGUUCACAUGAUCAAGCUGAGCGUGCUGGAGCGUCCGCGCAUUCUGCGUGGCCCCAACUCGACGCUGACCAACGAGGGUGAUGCUCUCACACUUGAGUGCGAUGCCAUCGGACAUCCCCAGCCGCACAUCUAUUGGCUGUUCAACGGCGAGGAUGCCAGCUUGGAUAACGAGACGAACAUCGAGCUCAAUCGCCUUGUCAUCCAUCAUGUGCAAAAGUGGCACGCGGGCGUCGUUCAAUGUUUUGCCCGCAAUCAGUUGGGCGAGACCAGCGAAGGAAAUUUGUUGCGUGUGAAUCCGUUGCAGAUAAGCGGCGAAGACGAUCAACCGCUGGGCAAUGUUCCAUUGCGCUUUGAUCACGAACCCAGCCAUGGAUCCUCCUCAUCCGGAUCUUCGUCCUCUUCUGGCUCCUCGUCGAUGACGUCAUCGUCACGCAACAAAAACAAGCGCAAAUAUAUGAGAGUUGCAGAAUUAGCAGAAGCUGCUGGACACGCAUCAACAUCCGCCACGCCCGCCAUUGUGCCGCUAUCGAAGGCAACUGGGGAGGAUGAGCAGCAUUCCAUGUAUCCGGUAAUUGCAGGCGUCGCUGGCGGUGGCCUUCUGCUGCUCAUUGCCACAGUGGUUGCAUGUUUGUGCCUGCGACGACGCAGCAACGCGCCACUUGAGGCAAAUCUCUAAUCUCUCUUGGAUCACAUUCAAGCGGAUUUUGUUAGCUCCGCCGUGCUGGGCGUGGCACCGCAUCACAAUCACAAGGCUGGCCUCUCGGCCAAACAUGAAAAAGAAAUUAUAGGCAGCUAUUCCAGUUCUUGUAUUGCUAUCUCUGUCUUAAGCAAAAUACUUAUGUUUUUCUGUUGCUAUCUCUUUCUAGAACGAAAUAUUUAUUUUCUUUGUUUGUCGAUAGCAAUUUCUUCUCCAUAUAUUCAUAUUUUUCAAACUCGAUUUCGAUUAGUCUUUGAAAUUAAUUUUCCUUCUUUGUUGUCGUAUUUGCUGUGUCCGCACUUUCGCUCUCGCUCUGGUUCGUGGUCUUCUUCUAUCUCCCGCUCUCUCUCUGUCGCUGUUGGUGUUGCUCUGUCUUCCGUUAUUCGUCUUCGUUUGCCCAGCCAAACUGAAAGAGAGAGAAAUCCCGUCCAUACGUGUGUGUUGCAGAAUCGUAAUGUGAUGGAGCUGCGCUUCCUCCCCCCGCCCAAUGGCAUCGCCAGCCACGCCUCCAAUCCGGAUCAAUCGAGUCUCGCGGCCGCUGUUGCAGUUGCAGCUGCGGCUGUUGUCGUUGAUAUCGUCGACAAUGAUAUCGAUGCGGAUGCCGAAGCCGAAGCGGAUGCGGACAGUGAGCAUGUGGAACAGACGGGCGCUUCAUCCUCUUGCGAGACCUUGGAGGCUUGCGACUCGGCCACGCCCAUCGCCAACGCCAUCACAACGAAGGCGCCCAGCAAGCCGCUGCCACCGCUGCCGCUGCCCAAGAAAACGGCGGCAGCCAAGGCACAACAGCAGCAAGUAAACAACAAUGCUUUGGCUGUUGCGGCAGCUGCUGCGUUGCAUCAACCAGGACUGCAUCAUGCGCAGCCGUAUCAUGCCCCAGGCACGCCCACCAUGCUGCAGAAGCGUCUGCAGCCAGCGUCGCAGAUGCAAGCGCCUCCUGUGCCGCCGCAUGCCACAUACUACUCGCAAAAGGCGGCAGUGGCAACAAGUGGCGCCUCGCCUAUGCUGGAUCAACAGCGACGCACGCUGGAACGCAGUGUGCGCAACUUGCAACAGCCAGGCGGCUAUGGACUCGAGGAGGCGUUGGGUACGCCCACGCGCAUACCAUCGCUGCGACGGCAGCGACGUGCGUCGGGCAGUCAGCACAACAGUCACACCAAUCUCAACAAUCAUCACCACAACAACAACAACAGCAGUUUCUAUCGCAACGGCGAGAAGUUGCCGCAGUCCGAGCUGCUCUCAGGCGCUGCUGGCGCUUUGGUGCUCAACUCUGUGAGCGCCAAGGAUGCGGGCAAUUAUACGUGCGCGGCCACAAAUGUGAUUACGGGCGAGGAGUUGCGUCUGCCGCAGGUGAUUGAUUUGCGUGUCGAUUACACGGAUCGUACACCGCCGUAUUUCCUGCUCCAACAGCCGGCCACACAGCUUGCCGCUCGUCCCGGCGAGACCGUUGUGCUCGAGUGUCCGGGCGUUGGUUCGCCGCGUCCCAGCGCCGUGUGGAGCAGCCCCAAUGUGCCCAACAUCUAUCACAAUCGAUCGCGUGUGCUUGCCUAUGGACUCCAAAUCACCGAUGUCCAGCCCCAAGAUCAGGGCUCGUAUGUGUGCCGCCUGGACAAUGGCAUUGCACCGGUGCUGGUUCACAUGAUCAAGCUGAGCGUGCUGGAGCGUCCGCGCAUUCUGCGUGGCCCCAACUCGACGCUGACCAACGAGGGUGAUGCUCUCACACUUGAUUGGCAGCACUGCAUCUAUUGGCUGUUCAACGGCGAGGAUGCCAGCUUGGAUAACGAGACGAACAUCGAGCUCAAUCGCCUUGUCAUCCAUCAUGUGCAAAAGUGGCACGCGGGCGUCGUUCAAUGUUUUGCCCGCAAUCAGUUGGGCGAGGUGAGUGACAAGUUCCUUAAUGAUGUGGCUUAA